Knipowitschia caucasica is the source of this 1905-nucleotide messenger RNA. The record is from the annotation of a GenBank genome assembly. NCBI's taxonomy places the organism in Eukaryota, Metazoa, Chordata, Actinopteri, Gobiiformes, Gobiidae.
AUGGUGAAGGUGAAGCAGGUGGGGCUGUUGGCGGCCGGCUGUCAGCCCUGGAACAAAGACGUGUGUGCGGCAAGUGGAGACCGCUUCGCCUACUGCGCCACUCUGGCCAUCUACAUCUACCAGCUGGACCAUCAGUACAAUGAGUUCAAGCUGCGCUCCAUCAUGUCGGAGCAUAAGAAGACCAUCACCGCCAUCAGCUGGAGCCCCGACAACCCCGAGCUGUUCGCCUCGGCCUCCGCGGACAACCUCCUCAUCGUGUGGAACGUAGCCGAGCAGAAGGCUGUGGCACGCCUCGACAACACCAAGGGAGUGCCUGCCUCUGUGAGCUGGUGCUGGAACUGCUCGGAGGGUGUUGGGUUUGUGUCCCAGCGCGGGCCUCUGUUCAUCUGGGUUUAUGGAGGAGCAGAGUCUGGGCUCACGGUCCAUAAAGAAGCUCACUCCUUCCUCUCAGACAUCAGUCUGUUCAGAUGGCACCGCACCAAGAAGAACAAGCUGGUGUUCGGACACACGGACGGCAGCCUGUCCAUCUUCCAGCCAGGCAGUAAGAGUCAGAAGCACGUGUUGCGCCCGGAGGCUCUGGAGGGAACAGACGAGGAGGAUCCAGUCAGUGCUCUGGAGUGGGACCCGCUCUCCACAGACUAUCUACUAGUAUCUAACUUACACAAUGGGAUCCGCCUGGUGGACACUGAGGCCCUGUCGUGUAUCACUUCCUUCUGCUUCCCGUCCUCGGCCGCCUCAGUCCAGUGUCUGGCCUGGGUCCCCUCUGCUCCAGGAAUGUUCAUCACUGGAGACUCACAGGUGGGAGUGUUGCGUGUGUGGAACGUGUCUCGCUCAACGCCUCUGGACAGUUUCAAACUGAAGAAGACGGGUUUCCACGCUCUCCACGUCCUCUACUCUCCACUCUCAAAGAAAGCCCAGAGGGGGUGUUCUCCCAGUAAGACCCAGUACCUGAGUUCCACCAGUGAGGCAGUGCCACCUCCCACCCUGUCCCAGAACCAGGCCUUCUCUCUGCCCCCGGGACACGCCGUCUGCUGCUUCCUGGACGGAGGCGUGGGGCUCUACGACAUGGGGGCCAAGAAGUGGGACUUCCUCAGAGACUUGGGCCACAUCGAGACCAUCUUUGACUGUAAGUUCAAACCAGACGACCCAAACCUUUUGGCCACAGCAAGUUUCGAUGGUACCAUCAAGAUCUGGGACACCAGCACUCUGACCGCGGUGUCCACCUCACCUGGUAACGAGGGCGUGGUCUACUCUCUGUCCUGGGCGCCAGGAGAUCUAAACUGUAUCGCUGGUGCCACGUCUCGUAACGGAGCCUUCAUCUGGGACGUCCGGAAAGGAAAGAUCAUCACCCGCUUUAACGAGCACGGGAAGAAUGGGAUCUUCUGUAUCUCCUGGAGUCACAAAGAUUCAAAGAGGAUCGCCACCUGCAGCGGAGACGGAUUCUGCAUCAUUCGAACCAUCGAUGGUAAAGUCCUGCACAAAUACAAACAUCCAGCUGCAGUUUUCGGCUGCGACUGGAGCCAGAACAACAAGGACAUGAUUGCCACGGGCUGUGAGGAUAAGAACGUGCGUGUGUAUUACUUGGCCACCAGCUCGGACCAGCCGCUCAAAGUGUUCACCGGACACUUGGCCAAAGUCUUCCACGUCCGAUGGUCUCCGCUGCGGGAGGGAAUCCUCUGCUCCGGCUCCGACGACGGAACAGUGCGUAUCUGGGACUACACACAGGACGCCUGUAUAAACGUGCUGAGCGGACACACGGCUCCAGUCAGGGGCCUCAUGUGGAACACUGAGGUCCCCUUUCUCCUCAUCUCAGGCUCCUGGGACUACACCAUUCGAGUUUGGGACACCAGAGACGGGACGUGUCUGGACACAGUCUAUGACCAUGGAGCCGACGUCUAUGGUUAG